Messenger RNA from Folsomia candida, 475 nucleotides. RefSeq lists its product as uncharacterized. Bases 26 to 475 code for a protein of 149 amino acids. Lineage: Eukaryota; Metazoa; Arthropoda; Collembola; Entomobryomorpha; Isotomidae. The record is from RefSeq and is a predicted model, not a curated record. The transcript has 3 exons.
GAUCCGCUUUCGGAAACUUCUACUCAUGAAGAUUUUUCUCUUCGUCGGAAUCUUGGUGGAUUUGGCUGCCAUAUAUUUCGAGAUAUUCCCAAACCUCGACAAUUCUACUCAAGAUCUAGGCGAAGCAAUCAAGAUGACGCAGACAAUCUUGCACUCAGAACGACCGGAAGGUGCCAAAACGCCAGAAUUCCACGACCUGUCUUCGAAAGAGCAGACUACUCUAAUUAUUUCACUAGUGUUCCUCGUCUACAUCAAUUUAGUUACGCAAAUGAUUCACUUGCUAAUCUUCAUCGCUUCUGUGGCCAUUUACGAGAUUGUGAACGAAACCAAAAGGAACGUUGAAAUGUUAACUCAGUCCAAAGAUAAAAUUAUGCAACUUGUCAAAAUGAAGGAGCAGAUCGGAGUCAUCAAUGACAUAAAUGGGCCCAUACUGCUCACAGUUUUCGUAAUGAUUUCAAUCCUUGGUACUUUGUAA